UUUCCCUGUCGUUGCCUUCCUUCUUGCCCACUGAUCCCUCUCCGCUGACAAGUGUUACCCUCUUUUCAUCUUCUUCUCGCUCUCUGUGUUUUUGGGCGUUCUUUCUUAAGCGUACAAAUCAAAGUUUACUUCUUUGCUUAUUCAUGGAAGUUUGGGCCUAAAUCUAGUUAGGUGUUCUUGUUAAUAUCGAAUUAGGGCUGAUUUCUGAAUCUUUCUUGAAAAAGACCCUGCUUAACUUUUUUCCUGACCUUUUUUCCCCUCUCUGUAACCUCCAUCAUAUAAUCGUAUUUUCUGCGGUUUUUCCUCUUCCGAUAUUUGGGGGUCACGUAUUGAUUGGUUCUGGUUCUGGGUCCGUCCCUUUCGAUUUAAAGCUUCAACCUUUUGGAUUCUUUUCGGUAUUUUAGGCCUUUUUCUUCUGUCUUCUCUGAUAUCGAGGACCAUGUUCUUUCAAUUUCUUCUUGGUCUCAGCGAUUUAACAAAGUUCUGAGAAGAUGAAGCCAGCACUCGAGGAGGUCGGGAGAAGAUUAGCCUGAGUUUCGAAAGCAAAUCCAUUGUGUCUUGCCUGAGCAAGUGAGGAACUUCAUCAUGGCUACACUACCAGCACAGGCGUUUAGCGUCAAAGCUUACCAGAAUCAGGCCGAGGAGCUCAUUAAGCACUAUCUAUUAGCAGAGCAAUCCAUUCCAUAUACUUCUGUUGUUGUCGGAAUCUUUUUCUGCAAAAUGGUCUAUGAUCUCACGGAGCUAGUCAGUUCUUUUCAUUUCGAAACAUACGCUGCCCUCACAAAACUCCAGAGAAUUGAAUGGAAUAACCGGGGAAUUUCUACAGCCCAUGCGAUUUUUAUCACAUUCAUGGCAUUGCACUUUGUGUUCUGGUCUGAUUUGUUUUCCGAUCACCGGCAUGAUGGCCUUGUCAUAUUUAAUAGAUCCCCUCUCUCUGACUUUGGUUUGGGGGUCUCCGUAGGCUACUUUCUCGCGGACAUUGGGAUCAUCUUUUGGCUAUACCCGGCAUUGGGUGGAUUGGAGUAUAUUUUACAUCACACUCUGUCAGGAGUGGCAGUUGCAUAUUCUUUGUUCUCCGGGGAGGGACAGCUUUACAUAUACAUGGUCUUGAUCUCCGAGGUGACUACCCCUGAAAUCAAUCUGAGAUGGUAUCUUGACACAGCCGGUAUGAAGCGGUCCAAGGCCUAUCUUAUUAAUGGCGUCGCCAUUUUCUUGGCUUGGUUGGUUGCAAGAAUCUUGCUGUUCAUAUACAUGUUUUACCAUGUCUACCUGCACUAUGAUCAAGUGGUUCAGAUGCACACGUUCGGUUAUCUUCUGGUUUUCGUAGUACCGAUGGCAUUGGCGGUCAUGAACUUGAUGUGGUUCCAGAAGAUUCUCAAGGGACUUCAGAAAACUCUGGCCAAGAGGCAGUGACUGAGACUUAUACGUCCCUUUUUCGUACAAAAAAUAUACGUACACACACACACAUAUAUAUAUAUAUACGUAUAUAAGGUAUAUGGGCGUACAUGUCACGGAAAUGGAAAACGGGGCAUAGACUAUAAAAAUGGUGACUGAAGUUGGAUCAUCAAAUGUGCGCCGCUCAUGUCCGUUCUAUUCGAUUUAAAAUAAGAUGCAUGAUAUAUGUAUAAAAUAGAAACGUAAAGUAAAUAAGGAUAUGAUGGGUGGAUUCUAAAAUGGGUUUGAUGAACGAAUAUAAUCUUCGGGAUUAA
Molecule: messenger RNA, 1709 nt
Organism: Tarenaya hassleriana
Lineage: Eukaryota; Viridiplantae; Streptophyta; Magnoliopsida; Brassicales; Cleomaceae
Product: transmembrane protein 56
Exons: 10
Coding region: 586-1413 (275 amino acids)
Biological process (GO): lipid homeostasis
Cellular component (GO): endoplasmic reticulum; membrane
Source: RefSeq, a predicted model, not a curated record